Odontomachus brunneus is the source of this 4059-nucleotide messenger RNA. RefSeq names its product F-box/WD repeat-containing protein 7 (gene ago). The transcript is spliced from 8 exons. Gene Ontology annotation, molecular function: ubiquitin binding. Gene Ontology annotation, cellular component: nucleus; cytoplasm. The coding region runs from base 442 to 2394 and encodes 650 amino acids. NCBI's taxonomy places the organism in Eukaryota, Metazoa, Arthropoda, Insecta, Hymenoptera, Formicidae. Gene Ontology annotation, biological process: ubiquitin recycling; proteasome-mediated ubiquitin-dependent protein catabolic process. The record is from RefSeq and is a predicted model, not a curated record.
GCCAUAUGUAUGUAUGCUGUAUGUACCUGCUGUGCGAACGAGUGCGAAGGAGUCGGGAGAGGUGCAGACCGAAAGCUACUGCGAAAGCCAGGAGGCCGCCCGAUGGAACCGCCGUUCGCCGUGUUUACGUCCGUCACCUAAUUUUCCCCUCGACGCUCGCGUUGUCCUAGUUUCGCGCAACAGUCCCGUCCGCAGCGAGUAGCGCGUUUCGCCCGUAUCUCUAACCUAUCGCCGACGACCGCCGCACGCGAGAGAGAUGAAUGCUAUGCUCCUUUGAUAGGGACCACCGUCGUACAACAAUUCACGUUUGACACGGGACAGUCUGUCAGCUCAUCAGCAUCGUCGGAACGUCGUCAAACCAUCGAUUGAAGGCUGACGAGCGGGAAACGCGGCGUUCGUCCUAAGUAGACAUACAUACCUACUACACUAGUGCAUAUAGUAAUGUCUGUCCCUUCUUCGUCCUCCAACAAUAUAUCUGACAAUAACAAACUAGGCGGUACUAGUCCUAGUCCAAUUGAGGGUAUUGAGGGAGUCCCAGGCCCAAGUUCCUUGGGUCCUAUGCAUUCUGUGUUGCCACAAGACGAAGAAUCUGAGGAUUAUGGAGAUGAGGAGGAUGAGGAUGACGAAGACAGCAGUGACGCAGAAAGCGGGAUUAGUGACAUUGAGUUGUUCUGUGACCCUGAGUGUGCAGCAGAAGUUGAGAGCAACAGUAGUCAAUCUUCUUUAUUGCAAUCCCAAUCACUGCUCCCAGAUCAUGUUCAAACUUCAGUACUGCAUACCUGCGUGCCAUUGGAUGUCGUUCAGCAUCAAAGAAAGCGAAAGAGCGAGACAGAGAGUUGUCUACCAUGUAAGAAGCUUAUCCCAGAGGAAAAGUCUCAUUCAAUGACCACAAGAAAACUAGAUGAUAAGGGUAAACAUGUGAGGUGUGUCAUUCCUACUAAGGAUAAUCCUCCUCCGGAGAUGAACAGUUGGCUUUUGCAAUUUCAGAGGUGGUCAAACGCGGAAAGAAUGUUAGCAAUAGACGAAUUAAUAGAGCGAUGUGAACCCACGCAAGUGCGUCACAUGAUGCAAGUGAUAGAACCGCAAUUCCAACGAGACUUCAUAUCGCUACUACCAAAAGAGUUAGCGUUAUCAGUGUUGGCCUUCCUGGAGCCUAAGGAUCUUCUGAGGGCGGCGCAAACUUGUCGGAAUUGGCGUUUUCUGGCGGACGACAAUCUAUUGUGGAAGGAGAAAUGUAAAGCCGCCGGUAUAGACGAUCUGAAGGACUUGCCGCUGCCUAAACGCAAGAACUGCCGUAACAGCAGUCACAACUCGUCGCCAUGGAAGCAGGCCUACAUGCGACAGCAUAAUAUCAAAAUGAACUGGAGGACGAAGCCAAUCCGUACACCGAAAGUGCUGAAGGGUCACGAUGAUCAUGUAAUCACAUGUCUUCAGUUUUCGGGGAAUCGAAUUGUUAGUGGUUCGGACGACAAUACUUUGAAAGUGUGGUCUGCUGUCACUGGCAAGUGUUUACGGACAUUGGUGGGGCAUACUGGUGGCGUGUGGUCUUCGCAGAUGUCUGGCACGAUCGUUAUCAGUGGUAGUACGGAUCGUACAUUGAAAGUGUGGAACGCGGACACUGGUCAGUGCAUUCACACUCUGUACGGUCACACGUCGACGGUGCGGUGUAUGCAUCUACAUGGUAACAAGGUCGUCAGUGGUAGCAGGGACGCGACGCUCAGAGUGUGGCAGGUGGACACGGGGGAGUGCUUGCAUGUGCUCGUGGGACAUCUAGCAGCGGUCAGAUGUGUGCAAUAUGACGGGAAGUUGGUGGUCAGUGGUGCCUACGACUAUAUGGUUAAGGUUUGGAAUCCGGAACGCGAGGAGUGCCUUCAUACCUUACAAGGACACACCAACCGUGUUUAUUCCCUCCAGUUCGACGGUGUGCACGUUGUUAGCGGAUCGUUAGAUACGAGUAUAAGGGUGUGGGAGGUGGAAACCGGUGCUUGUAGACACACCCUGAUGGGCCAUCAGUCUCUCACCUCGGGGAUGGAGCUGCGCAAUAAUAUCUUAGUGUCGGGCAACGCCGAUUCUACCGUUAAAGUGUGGGACAUUGUUAGUGGUCACUGCCUUCAAACUCUUUCCGGUCCAAACAAGCAUCAGUCGGCGGUCACUUGCCUACAGUUCAAUAGCCAUUUUGUGAUUACGUCCUCCGACGAUGGUACGGUAAAGCUCUGGGACGUUAAGACUGGUGAUUUCAUUAGGAAUCUAGUUGCUCUGGAAAGCGGUGGCAGCGGCGGCGUCGUGUGGAGAAUUCGAGCGAGUGAUACGAAACUAGUGUGCGCAGUAGGUAGUCGUAAUGGUACCGAGGAGACGAAAUUGCUUGUUCUUGACUUCGAUGUUGAGGUAAAAUAGUGCGCUCGUUUCACCGCGAUGGAUCAAUCGCCCCCUUUGUACGACUAAUGUACAUAUUUGAAUUAAGUAGUCCUAAAGCUAUUCUACUGUACAAUGAUACAUGUAUUACAUGGUGUGAUUGUGAUAAGACUGUGUACGCGUCGUAAAAAUCGGGUGGUUUUGAAAGCGAAGGAAAAGGAACGAGGGAUGGAGGGGGAGGGAAGGGGUGAGAAGAGAAGAAAUUGAUGAGCGCGACAAAAGAGAGUUUAAUGAAUGUAUGAUCUCCUGGUGGAUUUUUAAAAAAGUGCUCGUCAGAAAACAAUUAUAUAUAAAUAUAUAUACAUACAUACAUACAUACAUACAUAUAUAUGUGUAUAUAUAUAUACGUAUAUAUAAUAAUCCGUGGUCGAAAAAAAAGAACGCGCGUGUGCGCGGUUGUUGUGGUGUACAAAAAGAAAGAAAGAAAAAAAAGAAUCGUGAAAUUUAUAAGACUCAUAAGAAAAAGAAACUUACGGGAAAACGAGGAGCUUAUCAGUGUACUUUUCAAUUUUCGCUGUUGUAACGAUUCAGUGGAAUCAUUGGCGGUGUAAAGGUAAUGAAAAAGAAAACAAAAAAAAAGAACAGCAAUCCAUCACGAUCUAUUGUACGUAUAUAACGAUUUAUUAUGUGGGCAUUUAGCAGCAUUUGUCGAUCGUGGAAGACAACAACGGGGCCGCAUCGUGCUAAACUUCGGGGCAAAAUGACAUUAUUUGAAGAAUCUCAUAUAUAUCUCCCGGAGUAAACGAGAAAGUAGAGCUGAUGACGAUUCCUAUGCGUUGUCUGGAAUAUACAGAUUCCCCUUGUUUUUCUUUUCUAACGAGAAAAAAACUUUCAAACGCCUGUUAUACAUCGAGCAUAAUGAAUGUUUAUAAUAAUUUAUUGGUUGAUCAAACUAUCAAACUGUCUCUGCAGCUUUAACGUAAUCCCGGUAUAACUUUACUUGUACAAGCAUCGAUCUGGUUAAAGACAAAUAUUUUUGUAAGCAUUUACAAGCCGAUAUUUUCAUAUUGUUGACGUUUUAGAUGGAAGUACUUUCGCCGAUUGGACUGCAAAACGACUCGAAAUAGGAAUUCGAUUAGUAAAAAUCGCCUUUUUUCUGUAGCAAAAGACAAUUUUCUGUCAUAGUGCAAUAAUAAAAAAAAAGAAGAAAAUAGCACAGUCAUUCAUGUGCAAUACAGAUUUAAUGAUGAAUACAGUACAAGCCUUAACCUUUGUCAACAUUAGCAAUGUCUGAUGUGUGAGCUUUAACAUGCAAGUAUCAGUGUUCUUGGUCUAAAUUAACAACAGGGGCGAGUGGACUUGUGUUAAGAGAAAGAAAGAGAGGGAGAAAAAAAGAGAAUAUUUGUGUUAGCCAGAUCUUUCCACCUAGUGCGCAUUGUGCGACGAAGAAGACUUAGACUCAUCAUCGCGACAUCAAUUGUCACUGACGAAUUUUAUAUGGAUUCUGCUGAAUCAAAUAUCAAGAAUGGCAUUAUCUUGACCUACGCUAUUUGUGCAAAUGCAUCAAAUCUUUAUUAUUGGACCUAGGCUAGACUUAGGUGUCGUGUUUAUUUGUAUAUUGCUCAAUAGUUUAUAUUAUAUAAGAAUGUGUUACCUGUUGUAUCAUUUUUUUUAUAUAUAAGAAAUAGAAAAACAUGUUGCUGCAUA